UUCUCUAAUCUAUUUACUUUUAGUUUUGUUUUUUAGAAAUGGAAGAGAGAAGCUUUAGCUCGUCAGAUAAUGACGAGGCGUUAUCCGUUUUAGAUCGUCUGAAACGUUUGGAAAGACGGGAGAGAAAAUGGCGUAGAAAACGUUCUAAGCGUAAACAUCGCCGCAAUUCUCGAUCUCCGUCGACUCCGGACGAGAUCCGAUUUCGUCGUUCUCGGUCGAGGUCUCGCCACUCACAUACUCUGCAGGACCGGACUCGCAGAAGUUCGGCCUCAGAUAAUGAAAGUUUUCUUCACUCUGAGAUUGAUCUGCACGUUGAUCAGACCCCAGGAGGUUUAACAACGGAGGAGAAUAAAGAGAACUCACCGACUUUGGUUAUUGAUAAUGACGUCGUUUUGGAUGAGGAUGUCUUAAAUAUUAUUGGCGAAGAUCCCGAAAAAGUUAAAAGUAAUACUAUUACUUUAAAUACAGCUAUUUGUUCCAGAUGGAACAAUUUUUUGCUCAAUGGGGUACCAGAAAACGAUUUAGCUUCUAUAAAAAGGAAGUAUAAUUUAAACAGUAAUCUGGAGUUAACCCUUCCGACAAUCAACCAAGAAUUGUCGCAAGUGACUAAUUUAACAGUCCGGAAAAAAGACAGCUGCUAUACUGAUAUUCAGUUACAGAUAGCUCAGGGUCUUAAUGCUUUAGGGUUGAGCAUUUCAAAUAUUUUAAAUGAUCCAGACGGUUUAUCGAAAGAGGUAAAAGAAAGUUUACUUUUACCUUUGUGGGAUGCAGGCAAAAUUUUUACUGACCUCUUCUAUACUUUAACCAAAACAAGGCGCAACUUACUGCUUCCGAUCCUCAACAAAUAUAUGCGAGAUUUAGCAGAAGGAACCACUGCCGAUAGAUCCUUAUUUGGGUCAAAUUUCGGAGAGUUGGUUAAAACAGCAAAAGUGCUCGAAAGAACGAGCAAAGAUCUGCUACCUCAUUCUUCGAACAAACCAAGGUUUAAAAGUCUUGUACCCAAGGGACGUGAGGGACGACAGAGGGGUCAGUUUACAAAAUUCACUCCCUCGACGGAGAUGGGAAACAGACAUCGCCCGGCCCGAUACAGAAGGGAAUCGAGGUCAGUCCAAGGGCGCCCUUACAAAAAUUUUCGGAAUUAAUUAACUCUAAUGAAAACCAGGGAAACCCGACCUCUUCCGAGGAACCUUACCCUGGUAGCAGUGCGUUUAUCAGGGAAGCGUUAAAGAGACGAGGAGUACCGGAUUGCGCUUUGGAGGUAAUGAUUCAUUCGAUAUCCCGAUCAACGGAAGCGC
Molecule: messenger RNA, 1295 nt
Organism: Photinus pyralis (common eastern firefly)
Lineage: Eukaryota; Metazoa; Arthropoda; Insecta; Coleoptera; Lampyridae
Exons: 2
Coding region: 39-1142 (367 amino acids)
Source: RefSeq, a predicted model, not a curated record